Molecule: messenger RNA, 1638 nt
Organism: Saxophila tyrrhenica
Lineage: Eukaryota; Fungi; Ascomycota; Dothideomycetes; Mycosphaerellales; Extremaceae
Exons: 4
Coding region: 1-1638 (545 amino acids)
Biological process (GO): transmembrane transport
Cellular component (GO): plasma membrane
Molecular function (GO): transmembrane transporter activity
Source: RefSeq, a predicted model, not a curated record
AUGUCGAGUCCAAGUCUCGAGACGACCAGGGUGGAUACCCAUGAGCACGACUUAGAGAAGAAAGAAGUUGUCAACGAGCCCGAGCGACCGCAUUACGCUGCCUGGCAAUGGGGGCUCACUAUCACGGGCCUCUACCUAGGAUCCCUACUCUAUGGCCUCGACACGACCAUCGCCGCCGAUGUACAAGUCGGCAUCUACGAACGAUUCGGCGACAUCGAAAGCCUGGCAUGGGUUGGCCUGGGCUUCCCAAUGGCCUCAGUCUCCUGCAUCCUCCUCCUCGGCAAGCUUUUUUCGCUCUUCAACACAAAACACCUGCUUAACGCUUCGGUGUUCGUUUUCGAGGUCGGGAGUGCGCUAUGCGGGGCUGCGCCGAGUAUGAACGCGUUGAUAAUUGGACGGGUGAUUGCGGGUAUUGGUGGCAGUGGGAUGUACCUUGGCGCACUCAGCUUCUUCUCCGCUCUCGGCUCGCCCAAGAAGCUUGUCCUGUACAAUGCUUUGAUCGGAGUGUGCUGGGGCACGGGGGCCAUCCUCGGACCGGUCGUUGGAGGAGCGUUCUCCGUCAGCAGCGCGACCUGGAGAUGGGCCUUCUACAUCAACCUCCCGCUCGCCGCACUAUUUGCUCCUGUUUACAUUUUUGUAACACCAUCGUUCGACCCCCGGCCGGACAUGACAUUCCGGCAAAAGCUCAAGACGCUGGACUGGCUGGGAUCCCUGCUCAUCGCUACCAUCCUCGUCGUUCUCAUCACGACUAUUGCAUUCGUUGGUUCGACCUUCGCCUGGGGAUCCGGAACCGCCAUCGCUCUCUGGGUUGUGAGUGGAGUCGCGUUGGUGGCUUUUAGCCUGCAGCAGUACUUUGCUUUCCUCACUACGGAGGACAACCGAGUAUUCCCGAUCCACUUCCUCAAGAGCCGAGAUCAGCUCUUACUAUUCAUCGCCACCGCAGGCUCAGCAACAGCCAACGCAGUCACGAUCUACUAUAUCCCGCUCCUCUUCGUCUUCACUCGCGGAGACGACCCUCUCGAUGCAGCAGUCCGACUCCUACCGUUCAUCGUCGUCUUCAUCUUCUUCGUCAUGCUCGCUGGCGCAACGCUGCCACUGGUCGGCCGCUACUCCCUCUACUACAUCCUCGGCGGCGCUCUCAUCAUCAGCGGCUCGGCGCUCAUGUUCACCGUUCGUGACGACACCAGCAUCGGCAAGGUGUACGGCUAUGAGAUUUUAAUCGCUGCUGGGGCGGGCAUGACGUUCCAGAAUGGAUACGGCGUGGCGUCUGUCAAGGUCAAAGAGGAGGAUAAAUCCAACGCCAUCGGCUUCAUCAACACCGCUCAAAUCGGCACAACUGCGCUUGCGCUGGCGAUAGCCAGUUGUCUGUACCAGAACCUCGGCGUCUCUGCUCUCAAGAGCGCACUCAGCGCGUAUGACCUUCCAACUCCUUUGCUGCAGGCUGCCUUGGGCGGUGCUGGGUCGGACGUGUUGAGCUCGUUGCCUGCUAGAGUGCAGGAGAUUGUCGUCAGCACGGUCGCUCACACCAUCGCGCGGAUCUUUGGGAUGUCGAUUGCUGCGGGAGCGUUGCUUUUCGUUGCGGCGUUGGUAAUGAAGCAUGAGAAGAUCGAUAUGGCUGGUGCUGCUGUUGGUGGAUGA